AUGGCGCAAAUCAUCGACGGCAAGGCCAUCGCCGCCGAAAUCAGGCACGAGAUCGGCGCCGAGGUCGCCGCGCUCUCGUCCGCCCACAACAUCGUGAGCCCCUAUCCCACCCGACGCCGCCGCUGGACCAAUCGACCUGCUGCGGAUUGGGAUAAUGUCCGUGACGCUGACUUUUUCCUUCUGUCGCAGGUGCCGGGGCUGGCGGUGGUGAUCGUGGGGAGCAGGAAGGACUCGCAGACAUACGUGCAGAUGAAGCGCAAGGCCUGCGCCGAGGUCGGCAUCCGCUCCUUCGACGUCGACCUCCCCGAGGACAUCUCCGAGGCCGCGCUCGUCGCCGAGGUCCACCGCCUCAACGCCGACCCCGCCGUCCACGGAAUUCUUGUUCAGCUUCCAUUGCCCAAGCAUAUCAACGAAGAAAAUAUCUUGAACCAGAUCUCCAUUGAGAAAGAUGUCGACGGCUUUCAUCCUUUGAACAUUGGCAAGCUCGCAAUGAAAGGCAGAGAUCCACUGUUUGUACCUUGCACGCCAAAGGGAUGCAUGGAGCUCCUGUCACGAAGUGGCGUCACUGUAAAAGGAAAACACGCAGUUGUGGUUGGGCGUAGCAACAUUGUGGGUUUACCAGUAUCCCUUCUCCUUCUGAAAGCGGACGCAACCGUGUCGAUCGUGCAUUCACGGACCCCAAAUCCCGAAACAAUUGUCCGUCAAGCAGACAUUGUCAUUGCAGCAGCUGGCCAGGCCAUGAUGAUCAAGGGAGACUGGAUCAAACCAGGCGCGGCGGUCAUCGACGUCGGGACAAACUCCAUCGACGACCCAACCAGGAAGUCUGGGUACAGACUCGUUGGCGAUGUGGAUUUCUCGGAGGCGAGCAAGGUCGCGGGUCACCUGACUCCGGUCCCCGGAGGCGUCGGGCCGAUGACCGUGGCGAUGUUGCUGAAGAACACGGUGGACGGCGCCAAGAGGGGUAUAGUCAGCUGA
This is a messenger RNA of Triticum turgidum subsp. durum (durum wheat), 975 nucleotides long. Lineage: Eukaryota; Viridiplantae; Streptophyta; Magnoliopsida; Poales; Poaceae. The record is from the annotation of a GenBank genome assembly.